UGUCCCUCAGUAGACUAGUGAAGUCAUCAGUGCCUUCUCCUCCUUUUAAGCAGGCAUUUUUGGGAGGGACGUCCCUGCAAGCAUAUACACACUCUGAGUGAAGCAUCCGCACUUGUCCCUCACACCGCACCAGCAACCAGCUCAGAACUCGCCUUUUCUCUUGCACAGAACAGGAAGUUGACGUGUCCUGACAUCAAGAUGGCAACAAAGAGUGUCGGCAUGGCUAACAAAGGUCCAUCCUACGGCAUGAGCCGGCAGGUUCAGGAUAAGAUCGACAGCAAGUAUGACCCCGAGCUGGAGCAGAUCCUGGUGGAGUGGAUCAGCCGUCAGUGUGGCUCCGGUGUGGGGAGGCCAGAGGACGGCAAAUUGGGCUUCCAGGCCUGGCUGAAAGACGGAUGUGUCCUGAGUGAACUUAUUAAUAGUUUGUUUCCCGGAGACAAACCGAUAAAGAAGAUCCAGAGCUCGCCAAUGGCCUUCAAACAAAUGGAGCAGAUCUCGCAGUUCCUCAACGCUGCAGAGAAGUACGGCGUCACCAAGACUGACAUGUUCCAGACCGUGGACCUAUGGGAAGGUAAGGACUUGGCAGCGGUUCAGCGGACCCUGUCGGCUUUAGGCAGCUUGGCCGUCACCAAGGAGGAAGGCACAUACAACGGAGACCCUAACUGGUUCUUCAAGAAAGCACAAGAGAACAAGCGAGAUUUCAGCGACGAGCAGAUGAAGGCUGGGAAAAACGUGAUUGGGUUGCAGAUGGGGUCCAAUAAGGGGGCCAGUCAGGAGGGAAUGAGCUAUGGCCGACCCCGACAGAUCCUUUAAAGUGUCCAGACAUGCAAAACCUCCUUAGCCUCCUUUUCCCCGGAAGCCUCAGAUGCGCUAGACAUCCUCCAGGAGCCUUUGGAUAACUGACUGCUCCUUUAUGUCUUAACCUUCUGCUUUAGAGUCAAGGAACCUCCUUAGUCUCAAAACCCUGCCUUAUGGUUCCUUUAAGUUUACUCUGGUGACCACUGCAGGACUCGGCAUGCUUUCCCUACAUCUGAGUGUCUUAAGAUGCAGCAAUAGCCAAAGAAAUCCUUGUGUACCAAAAGGCAAUUUAUGAUUUUUACAGUGCAUUGUUUAUCAAUUAGUUUCUCUUGAAAUAUUAACAUUUUGUCAUGUUUUCUACAUUUUCAGAACAUUGGUUCUACUUGCUAAGAAAGAAACAUUAGUUUGUUUACAGAAGAUUUAGAAGAAACUAUUCCCAAAUUGACAAGGACGACCAAAGGGUGUGCAGAUACUCUUUAAUUUUUACUGCUAGUAUCGUUUAGUAAACUGCCACUUCCUACUUUGCUACACCUGCUGUGUCAGUACCAACAGUUUUGUACGUUGUCUUAAUAAAUAAUGACUUUGACAUACA
Poecilia reticulata (guppy) is the source of this 1390-nucleotide messenger RNA. RefSeq names its product transgelin (gene tagln). Gene Ontology annotation, molecular function: actin filament binding. The record is from RefSeq and is a predicted model, not a curated record. Gene Ontology annotation, cellular component: actin cytoskeleton. Gene Ontology annotation, biological process: actin filament organization. NCBI's taxonomy places the organism in Eukaryota, Metazoa, Chordata, Actinopteri, Cyprinodontiformes, Poeciliidae.